Molecule: messenger RNA, 1483 nt
Organism: Lingula anatina
Lineage: Eukaryota; Metazoa; Brachiopoda; Lingulata; Lingulida; Lingulidae
Product: DIS3-like exonuclease 2
Biological process (GO): mRNA catabolic process; miRNA catabolic process
Cellular component (GO): P-body
Molecular function (GO): 3'-5'-RNA exonuclease activity; RNA binding
Source: RefSeq, a predicted model, not a curated record
AUCGAGAGGAUCACCCUUCAGACAUGAACAGGAGUUCCCAAGAAACAGGCAAGGUAGUGGUCGAUUUGACAAUAGGGGGCAGCACAGAAAUGAAAGAUCAAGACAGGACAGUGAGGGAAGGGCGCCCUCUGGUGGUUAUCAAAGCAGUGGCAGGAGUAGACAGAAUAGUGAAGGAAAAUCACCAUACAGAGAAAAGCCUUCAGAUCCAAGACAGGAGGGUCAAGAUAGCUCCAAUCCAAAGAGGGUGAGAAGUAGAGGAGGGGGAGGAGGCAGGGGACAGAACCAGGGUCACAGUGGAAGACAGGGAAAGAAGCAGGCUUUUAAAUUCAGCCCUCAUUGGUCAGUAGAGAAGGUGUCAGAAGGCCUGAAGAGAGGCGAGCUGAUUGAGGGACCAAUCAGAAUCAACCCCAGGAACUUCGAAGAUGCCUACCUGCCACACCCUGAUGGCAAGUCUGACGUGUAUAUCCAUGGCAUAAUGAACAGGAAUCGAGCUCUGAAUGGAGAUAUUGUGGCAGUAUUAUUGAAACCUAGGGAAGAAUGGAAGGUGCUAAUGGAGGAUGUGCAAGCAUUUGAGGAAAACAUGGUAGCUGAAAUGGAGGCACUCACUCUAGAGGCCGAUGUCAAUAACCACGACAACAAUGACAAUUACAUCGAUGAUGACAAUGACGAUGAUGAUGCAGACGUGGUAGUUGAGGAAGAGUACACAGAGGAAGAAGAUGAGGGGGAAGAUAAGAUACAAAAUGGGGCUGUUGGAAAUAACGAUACCAGUGCUGCCAUCUACAAUGAAAGUGAAAUACCAGAAUGUGAAAACUUGGAUGACACUAGACGGGAUGAUACAACCCCAGUCACAAAGGUUCUGGAAGAUACUCAGGAAAGCUGUUCUACCACAAGUAGUGAUGUAAAUCUUGGUGCUGCCACCUGUGUUCCUACCUCAGAGCCUUCCCAGGAUGCAGUGUUGACCCCCAGCAAAGAUGCUUCCAGUGCUGAUUUACAGAAGACUGCAACCAGUUCAGUCAAAAAGAAGGAAAAGUCUCAGAAGAAGGGUUCUCCCAGGUAUAAGCACACCACUCUGAAGCAGUUCACAGAUGGGAAAAGUCCAGCAGCCAAGGUUUUGUUCCAUGAAGGCAACUCGGAGGAGGAGGCCCAGGUUAACCACGACAAGUUUCUGCAGAGGAUGGGAACGGUUGUAUAUAUAAUAGAGAAGAAGCACAGCCGUGCUUCCACGGGUCACAUCAAACUGAUGCAGGACAGGAACAAGGACAAGGCUCUGUUCUCCCCCAUUGACCCUAGAGUGCCAAGAAUAUGUAUAGCUAUGACAGACUGCCCACAAGGGUUUUAUGAAAGACCUGAGGACUUUUCCAGAAGUUUAUUUGUAGCAAGGAUCACAGAGUGGGAUGAAGUGUCACAGUUUCCUAAGGGGUGAGUAUAGAGUGUUGUUGAUCACAGAGUGGGAUGAAGUAUCACAGUUUCCUAAGGGGUGAGU